Messenger RNA from Schistosoma guineensis, 2112 nucleotides. NCBI's taxonomy places the organism in Eukaryota, Metazoa, Platyhelminthes, Trematoda, Strigeidida, Schistosomatidae. The record is from the annotation of a GenBank genome assembly.
AUGCCUCAGAAACCAAGAAUACAAAUUGGAAUUUCAUGCAGAAAUAUACCCAAAUUACUGAAAGCAUCAUACGCCAAAUUUUCAGUAUCUUACGGUGGUUAUCUACACGAAAAACAUGUAACUGAAACUGAACUUGUUUAUAACAAUCUUUCACCAAAUUAUACUACACGUCUUAAUUUGGAAUAUUGUUUUGAAGAGAAACAAAUUAUAACAACAGAAAUAUUUGAAUGUGACCGUGAAGAUCGAGAGAAUUCGGUUCUUCUCGGUUAUAUACAGUGUACUGUUGGCCGUGUGAUCCAUAGUGGCGGUGAACUAAUUUUACCAAUAACAUGGAAUGAAGAUAUUCAAGUUGAUCGAAAUACAUCAACAGAAGUGGUCGUUUGCAUUCGAGAAGAUCCUUUUUCUAAAGAAAAUAUUUUUAUUAAAAUGAAUGGAGCAAAUUUGGAUAAAAAAGAUUUUUUUGGUAAAUCCGAUCCAUAUGUAAUUAUCUAUCGAAGAAAUGAACGAGGAAAAUUACAAAAAUGUUACCGAAGUGAAGUGAUCAAGAAUACAUUAUUUCCAGACUGGAAACCGAUUCUCAUAUGCUUAGAUAGAUUAUGUGGAGGGAAUAUUGAUUGUGAAUUAUAUUUCCGAUGCUUUGACUGGGAUGGAGCUGUCGGUGAUUCUGAAGAUGUUGAUACAGAAAUUGAUGAUCUAAUUGGUGAAUUUAAUACAACUGUUAGUCGUUUGUUGAACAGUAAUGAAAAUGGAAUUGAAUUUCAGUUGAUUAAUAUGCCGAAGAAAAAACGGAAAAAAUGCUAUCAGAAUUCUGGUCUACUUACUGUAAAAUUAUAUUUUGCUCAAUCGAAAUUUUCAUUUCUUGAUUAUAUAUUUGGUGGUCUUAGUAUAAAUGUAGUUGUGGCUGUCGAUAUGUCAACUCAUGCUUCAAUGAAUUCAAUAACAAAUACACCCAGUCAACAAAUAGAAUUAUCUCAAUCUCAUACAGAAUAUGAAGUUGCUAUACAAGCUGUAAUGGAAAUACUUCAAGAAUAUGACAGUGAUCAACUAUUUCCUGCUUUUGGAUUCGGUGCAAAGGUUUCAUCAGGUGGUAAAUUAUCUCAUAGAUAUCCAUUAAAUGGGGAUGUAAACAAUUGUUAUUGUAAAGGUAUGGCAGGAGUACUUUCAGCUUAUAGGCGUUGUUUAACCGAUUUAUAUUCAUCUGGUCCAAUAUUAUUUGCACCAAUCAUUCGAGAAGUUAGCGAAGCAGCUAAACGAAGUGAAGCAGCCGAUAAUUAUUAUGUUUUAUUAAUAUUAACUAAUGGUACUGUAGAUGAUUGGAUUGAAACUAAAAAAUCUGUAAUUGAAACUUCAUUUCUUCCCAUAUCUAUCAUUGUACUCGGUGUUGGUGGUGGGAAAUUUUCAGAAAUGGAGAUUUUGGAUCAAGAUUUUGGUUUACUGAAAGUUGGUCAAGAACAAGCUUGUAGAGAUAAUGUACAAUUUGUACAAAUGCGACGAUUUUUACGAUUAGCGGCUGACGGAUCAGAUAGUAUUCGCUGGAGUAAAGUAGCAUUAGCUAAAGAGGUAUUAGCUGAAUUACCUUCACAAAUUUUAGAAUAUUUAGACAAAAAUCAUCUUAGUCCACAACAUCUUGUGCCUAGACAAGCAGAAAAACUCAGUGAUUUAACAAAUCCUGAUUGGUGGCGACGAUUUACUCAACCAUUAUCUGAAAAUCAAAUGAAUCCAAUAAGUAAUUUAUCUGAAGAUGAAAAUGAUGCUUUUCAACGUUUACAAUUAAUGGAUAAAAAUAAUCCAUCAAUAAUAUCAUCAAAUUCACCAAUUAGUUCAACAUCAUCUGAUCAAUAUUAUUGUAAAUCUGGUCAAAUAUUUAAUUUAUCUGAUAAUAAUGAUAAUAAUUCUACAUUAAAUGAAAUGAAAAGUUAUUCUAUGAAUCAAUCAUCCCCUAAAAAAUCGAUAAUACCAUUAUAUCGUCAAAUGUCAUUAGGUACAACAAAAUUAACAGAGAAUUAUCCAAUUAAAACACGUUUUCGACGUUUACCAAGUGGUGCAGAUACUAAUCGAAUUUCAUCAGCUCGAUCUAAUAUUAAUAAUACUACUGGUAAUAGUUCAAAAUAA